AUUGGGCAGAGCAAGGAGCUGCGCUGCGAGAUCAACGUCAUGGAGCCCAUCAACGACGUGGUGUGGCUUCACUCCGAGUCCCUCGUGGCCGUCGCCCACCGCCAUUGGCUCCACGUCUACGACGGCCUCGGAUUGGAGCUGAGCGUCCUCAAGGGCUGCCCCCGCCCCCUGCGCAUGCGCUUCCUGCCCCACCACUUCCUGCUGGCAACGACCGCGCGGGGCUCCCUGCACUACGUGGACGUCUCGCUGGGCACGGAGGUGGCGGCGCUCAGCACCCGCGCCGGGCGCCCCGCGGCCAUGGGGCAGAACCCGGCCAACGCCGUCGUGCACCUGGGACACGGCAAUGGCACCGUGACCCUAUGGAGCCCCUCCGUACCGGAGCCAUUGGUGCGCAUCCUCUGCCACCGCGGCGCCGUGCGAGCGCUCGCCGUCGACGCCAGCGGCACAUACAUGGCCUCGGCCGGGUUGGACCGCAAGCUCCGCCUCUUCGACCUACGCACCUAUAAGGCGCUCCACGAGCUGGUGCUGCCGUUGGGCGCCGCGCACCUCGACUUCAGCCAACGCGGGCUCUUGGCCGCCUCCUGUGGGGACGUGGUGCAGGUCUACAAGGACGUGGCCAAGGAGCUGCCCACCCAACCCUACCUUUGCCACCGCCCCCCCCAGCCCCCCAGCGCCCUUCGCUUCUGCCCCUUUGAGGACGUCCUCGGCGUCGGGCACGCUCAAGGCUUCAGCAGCAUCUUGGUGCCAGGGGCUGGGGAAGCCAACUUGGACGCGUUGGAGAACAACCCCUAUCGUAGCCGGCGGCAGCGGCAGGAGUGGGAGGUGAAGGCGCUGCUGGAGAAGAUCCCUGCUGAGCUCAUCACCCUGGACCCAUCCCUCUUGGGCCGCAUGGACACGGCCACGCUGCAGCAGAAGAGGGACGAGCGCAUCCAGCGCCUGGGCUUUGACCCCCAAGCCAAGGGCAAGUUCAAGCCCCGACGCAAGAGCAAAGGGAGCAGCAGCCUCCAUAGGAAGAAGAAGGUGGCCCAUGAGGAGCAAAGGGCUGUGAUCCGGCAGAGCAUGGAGCAACGGGAGCAGGAGAGGAAGAAGAGGGAGAAGAAGAAGAUGGGGCCCCCUCUGCCCCCCAAGUGUGGGGCCCUGGAGCGCUUCAAAAGAUAA
Messenger RNA from Pezoporus flaviventris, 1158 nucleotides. RefSeq names its product WD repeat domain 46 (gene WDR46). Gene Ontology annotation, molecular function: protein binding. NCBI's taxonomy places the organism in Eukaryota, Metazoa, Chordata, Aves, Psittaciformes, Psittacidae. The annotation marks the transcript as partial. Gene Ontology annotation, biological process: maturation of SSU-rRNA from tricistronic rRNA transcript (SSU-rRNA, 5.8S rRNA, LSU-rRNA). The record is from RefSeq and is a predicted model, not a curated record. Gene Ontology annotation, cellular component: 90S preribosome; nucleolus; small-subunit processome. The transcript is spliced from 10 exons.